Molecule: messenger RNA, 2864 nt
Organism: Neodiprion virginianus
Lineage: Eukaryota; Metazoa; Arthropoda; Insecta; Hymenoptera; Diprionidae
Exons: 4
Coding region: 219-1067 (282 amino acids)
Source: RefSeq, a predicted model, not a curated record
GUGGGCACCGCGAAGAUACCGAGUCGCCUUUAAGCGCGGACAGUGCUUGACCGGUGCUGAUCGGUUCGUGUACCGAUCGAGUCGCAGGCGCGGUCGGCUCAUGUGCACUGUGCAUUUGUUUUUUUUUUUUUAUUUUUUUUUGUUUUCCCACUGCCUGAUCGUUCCGCGCACUUUACGUAGACUGCUCUGCCUGCCAUGCAUCCCGUCCUAGAAGAAGCAUGCAGAAACCGCUGAGAGAGCUGAGCCGUUUGUGCUUGGGUACAGCCGUGUCGGGGGGCGGCGGAUGCGGGGGUGGAGGUGGCCUGCAACACGUACCCACGGAGAUAUGUGACGAGGCUAAGGGAGGGCUGCCCCUGCUACAGGUAUGGCCCAGCGACUCGCCCAGAGGCGAGGCUGACGGUCAGGCGCAAACUUUCGUGUUCCCCGACACUCAGGAGAGCGUAACUGACAGCGGUAUCGAUUCGAUACAGGUUUCUCCGUCGCCUUGUGGUCCGAUUUGUUCCGGAAGUCCUACAACGACACCUCAGCCGUCGCGUCGGCCAAGUUUGCUGCAUCCGGAUCACGCGCGGCUUCAUCUUCAUCACCUUCAUCACCACCACGCGAGUGGCGGUUCAAAGUGCCCCUCAUCUCCGGAUAGGAACCCGUCCAUUGACGAAGACCCACCACCCGGACCCCCAAGUCCGUCUAGCUCGACUACUAGCAGUUUACACUCGAUGCCCAGUUCUGCCAUGGCUUCGACGCAUUCGCAGGAUAGAAGACGAAGCAGCAGGUACAGCAUGUUCGACGCAUUGGACUUGGAGUACGCAUUGCUGCGAGCAGCAGCGAGGGGUUCGGUGGGUCCCUAUUCGCUCUCGGAGUCUCUUCACAAGCUCACCUUUACCCAAAGCCUCGCAUUUCCCGCGUUGGCUCGGGGUCUGGCUUCGAAACAGAGUCGCCUGCCGGCCGCGCGGCCGAAGCAGGACGCCGAGACCGGGUUGAACGCGUUCGCCAAGGUCGUGACCGCUCUGGUCCUCGUCCUUGUCAGCGUUCUCGUUUUCGGCGUGGUCUACAAGUUUGUGAGGACGUGAGGGUGGCUUUUGGGUCCCAGCGGGGACCAAUCCGGCACUCGUCACGAUCCUGCUCACAGAAACCACGACGACUCUUCGGCCGGAAGACUCUUCAGCAACACUUGAACGCCGCCCCGUCGUCGCUCUUCCGGGUCCACAAACUUGAAGAUCCACGAAUUCAGGACGGAAUUUAGCCAAGCGUGUCAUUGGCGAUUGGGUCCGAUAAAACCUCUUCGCGAUAUCAUCGCCCCCGAUUUCUUGGCGAAGAAAGCGAAGAAAUAUGAGAUGAUAUUUUACACGAAAAUAUAGUUAGCAGGAUGAGCUGUAGUUACGUUCUGUCAGAUUGAAGAAGAAUUAUUCAAAAUUUUCAAUUUUCAUGCGGCUUGCGUCUCCCGUUUUGCAUUUCUGUUUUGGAAGUAAUGAGAUUUGGUUAUCGAUUUUGAUACUCAAGAUCAUUUCACUUCCCAUUCGAUUCGCAGAACGCUUUCAUCCUCUCUUGCGAAAAGAAAGACAAGCCGAUUAAAAAUACAAACAGCAUUAGAAAUAUGGAUGUAGAUAAUAUGCACGACAAGAAGACGUAUCACAAAAUUCUUUUUUCUUCAUUUUUGUAUUCCGUGGGACAUUCUAUUCGAAAAUCCGUUUCAAUUCGACCUAAUCUGUGGUAAACAAGACUUGCCUCACGUGCACGUGUACAGUGCACACAUAAACUUGCACAUCCAAAUUAUACAUGAAAACGUAUAUAUAAAUAUACUACAUCAAAAGCGGCCUAUGUAACUGUGCUUUUUUCAGAAUCAUGAAGCACGGCGAAGACCCACCGAAUUUACCAUACCUAUAAUGCUGUAGACGUCAAUAGAUACAUCGUAAAUAUUAAAAGGAAACAAUAUAUCUGACACAAAUACGAAAGUCUGUUUAUAUAUAUGUACACAAAAUUCACAUCCAGCACCCCAGCCUGGAGUUUUUCAGAAACGGGGCUCGGGAUCCGAAAAUUGAAUAGAUUUAUUACAAAUUGUUGUUUUUUUUUUUGUUUUUUUUUUAGUCUUCGUAGCGUUUUGAAAAACUUUUGGCUUAACUGUUGAAUCUGAGUUGGUAUUGUAUAUAUCUACACAUGUGAGCAUGUUAUAAUAAUAACUGUAUAUCCGAGGAUUAUUAUUGUUAUACACAAUGUACUGUAUAAAAUAAUAAUACCUAUUCAUAUAUCAUAUUUAACAAAGUGUACUUUACGCUGUGAUUUGCGGUAUGCGUAGUAUGUAUGUAUUGUAUAAUAUACAUAUAUACACGUACGUGUAUACAAUCUUUUUUCUAUAUAUCAAGUGCCGAUAUUUACGCGCCCCUGUAUUUUUCACCGUUCUGCGUAUAUAUAAAAAUAUAUCGUACGGUAUUUAAUAAUUAAUCAUAGUUGUAAUUAUAAUUAAUUAAUUAAAUUAAUGAAUCAUAUACGACGCUCUUCAAUUAAAGUGCUUUAUGUAUGAUACUAUCUUCUCGACAAUCGCUGAUAUUGUGUAAUUAUUAUCAACAUUAUCACUGUUAUUAUUAUGAUUAUUAUUAUAAUUAACAUAUACACACGGUAUACGUAGGUGAUUAUAUAUAUAUACUGUUAUGAUAAGGUAUGUUAAUUAAAAUCGUUAUGAAACCGCGGCUGAUAUACCUUUUUACAUGGCCUCAUAUAUCAUCAAUGAUAGCUAUAUUUAAAUAGGAUUGUAUUUAUUCUUAAGACGAACAAUUAUACUCAGCACUUGAAAAAGAAAAAACGAAAGAACAAAAAUCACACCUCGAUAUAAUAUUCCAUGACAUGAUAAUAUAAAAAAUGUUAAUCCAAAA